Messenger RNA from Dibothriocephalus latus, 840 nucleotides. NCBI's taxonomy places the organism in Eukaryota, Metazoa, Platyhelminthes, Cestoda, Diphyllobothriidea, Diphyllobothriidae. The record is from the annotation of a GenBank genome assembly.
AUGCUAUUGUCGCUAACAGGCUCUCCUUUGCGUGCCAUCCUCGUUAUCAGAUUUUUGAUGACGAUCCCGACUGCUGUUUCGGCGGGUGCGCAACUGAACGCCUCCUCUGCUGUUCUCCAGCACUGUCAGUCACAGCAGGAUGAGGCCAUUGGCUGUGUGGUAAAUUCCUACCUUGUCAGCGCCGGUCUUUUCAAUCACUGUCAGCCGGUGAAGGUGCAUGCACCGGAGCACCGUACUGCAGCUGCCUGCCCCUGCCGUUCGCUGACCCUGCGCUCCUGGAUCUUUCCAGCUCAACUGUACCAAAUAGCUAACAGUCAGUGCUUCCAGUUCCCGGAUCCUCGUCUUAUUCAGUACGACUGCGGUAAACUACAGCGCCUAGACAUGCUUCUUCGAGAUCUGAUGGCUGGAAACCAUCGGGUACUCAUGUUUACUCAAAUGGCACGUAUGCUUGAUAUUUUGGAACAAUUUUUGGCCUAUCAUGGGUACCGUUACCUCCGCCUGGACGGUACAACCAAAGUGGAACAACCCGACACCGUCAUCUUCUAUGAUUCGGACUGGAAUCCCACAAUGGAUGCUCAGGCCCAAGAUAGAUGCCAUCGUAUUGGACAAACCCGAGAUGUGCAUAUUUACCGCUUGAUCAGUGAAAGAACCGUUGAGGAGAAUAUACUCCGUAAGGCUAACCAGAAACGUCUCCUCAGUGAUGUCGCCAUCGAGGGUGGCAAGUUUACAACGGCCUUUUUCAAGCAGAGUAUCAUCUCCGACCUCUUUGCUGAACCCUCUGGUCUGCAGGAUCUAGUGAACGAAGGAAAAGAUGAGGAGAAACAGGCCGAGGAAUCCUCC